CGUCGCUACGUUGCGUGCUCACAUCUUCACUUGUUUUCCCGCAGUCGGUGCACGAGGCGCGCGGAUCCAUCGCCUGAGGAGAGUGACCGGCAGCCAUGGCGUACGUGACAGUACCGGCGGCCACGGCGGAGAUGGACGGCGCCUUCUCUCAUCUCCGGCCGGGCUUUCGCUUCCACCCCACCGAUCAGGAGCUUGUCAGCUUCUACCUCCGGCGCAAGGUCCUGGGACACGGCGGCUGCUUCAUCCCGGAGGUGGACCUCUACAAGCUCCAACCCCACCACCUACCAGCGAUUAAGUUGAGUUUUCUUUCCAAGUCAACUAGUAUAUCUUGUCAAUUGACUUAUGUUCCAUGUGUUUUCACCUGCAUGCAUGCGCGCACAGGCAAAUCAUUCUCACCGAGCACAAGCGACCCUGGGGCCAAAGUUGAGUGGUACUUGUUCGCGCCGAGGGGGCGGAAGUACCCAACCGGGCUUCGCAUGGAACGGGCGACGCCCAGAGGGUUCUGGAAGUCCACCGGGAAGGACCGCCCCGUAAUGCACAAGGGCAUCGUCGUCGGCAUGAAGAAGACGCUUGUGUUCCACAUCGGCAAAGCACCUAGCGGCACACGGACCGACUGGGUCAUGCACGAGUACCGUCUCCACGGCCACCACAUACAGGUAUCUUCAUUUUUCUUCUUCUUUUGUUGAUAUAGUAAUUGAGCUCCACGCCUCACAUACACUUGCAUGAUUGAUUUGUUCAGGACA
Messenger RNA from Triticum aestivum (bread wheat), 743 nucleotides. RefSeq names its product NAC domain-containing protein 86-like. The coding region runs from base 96 to 686 and encodes 196 amino acids. The record is from RefSeq and is a predicted model, not a curated record. Lineage: Eukaryota; Viridiplantae; Streptophyta; Magnoliopsida; Poales; Poaceae. Gene Ontology annotation, biological process: regulation of DNA-templated transcription. The transcript has 2 exons. Gene Ontology annotation, molecular function: DNA binding.